CCCAGGUUUUGGCCGCCCUUAAGCCAGUAAUUAUCUAGGGCAUCUUCGGUGAAUAAUUCAGGAUUCUUUGAGACAGCCAACUCAGCUUGGCGGACUAUGUCCGCUUUUGAGGGACCUUGUGACCUCUGCGCCGCAAGCGAAUGCUCACGCAAGCUCGUGCAAAGUUCAUUGUCCCGAUCAGGGUAUGGACCCAACUUUAUCACCUGGUCUAAGAUGAGCCCUUUCCCACCAGAUAUCUUCUGCGAGUUUUUACAGUGAACCAAAGAAGGGGCUGC
Molecule: messenger RNA, 275 nt
Organism: Pyricularia grisea
Lineage: Eukaryota; Fungi; Ascomycota; Sordariomycetes; Magnaporthales; Pyriculariaceae
Exons: 2
Coding region: 97-258 (53 amino acids)
Source: RefSeq, a predicted model, not a curated record